AUGACCUUUGAGGCCAAUAGGAAUAGCGAAAGGUAUGAGGUGUACGCAACGAUGCGAAAUCUGAAGUCUAAAGCCAACUUGGAGGAUGCUGCAGGAGACACUAUGAAUAAGACUCUAUUCAUCCGGGAACUUGACGUCACCAAAGAGACAACAAUCACGUCUGUGGUUAACGAGAUUUUGCGAGACAAUGGGUCAAUCGACAUCCUUGUUAAUAAUGCAGGAUGCUGCAUUGCGGAUGUGAUUGAUAGAAAGUCGUUGGACUAUUGCCAGUCUAUGAUGGAUGUAAACUACUGGGGAGUUGUUAGAACUGUAAGAGCUGUGCUGCCAGCGAUGAAAGAACAGCAGUCGGGUCGCAUUCUCAAUGUUACCAGCCUUGCUGGAUUCCAAGGUCUUCCUUUCUAUGCCACCUACACAUCUUCAGUAUUGCGUGACGCAUACAAUAUCAGCCUGGUUUCAUCUGGAGCCUUUUGA
Molecule: messenger RNA, 471 nt
Organism: Asterias rubens (European starfish)
Lineage: Eukaryota; Metazoa; Echinodermata; Asteroidea; Forcipulatida; Asteriidae
Product: retinol dehydrogenase 8-like
Exons: 5
Coding region: 1-471 (156 amino acids)
Source: RefSeq, a predicted model, not a curated record